UGUACACGUUGGUCACAGCUGCCAAAAGCCGACUCUCUCUCUCUCUUCUUUCUCUCUCUUCGUUGCCAAAUUGUUCUUGUUCAACCGAACCAGCACACGCUGUUCCAAGGUCAAAAUAGGCGUGUGAUCCCUUGAUUUUGGUUUCGGUAUUCGCCCUUCUGACCUGAGAAGAACCCUCCGGCAGCAUUUAAAGGCGAUCCCCACUAUUAAGGAAUGAAUAUUUUCUUCAGGAACGCUACUGAGGAGUCUCUUCCUUCUCAUCACGACUUUAUUAGUUGUCCAUUUUUGCGUAACAUUAAUGAGCCCACCAAUUUCUCAUUCUCAUCAUCCAUGGCUUUCCCAAUGCCUGUACGUGGAACCAAAGGUCCAAUUUUUGAGGAUGGUCCCAAUUUUGAAAUGACAUUCAGGCUUUUCCAUGGGCAAAAUGGUGUUGUCCCACUUUCUGGAAAAUCAUUCUCACAUUCUGACGAGUCUGAGUCUGAGUCGGCUCCUCCACACUUUAAUCCUUUAGCAGCAAAGGCAGCCACCAUCAGCCUCUCAGGAUUUGGAUCUGGAGGGCUGUUUGGCUUCGAUGCAUUUUUUGGGAAGAGGAACAAUCAAAACAAAAAAUCCAAAUCAUCCAAGAAGGAACCUUCUUCACAGGGCGGUGACUCAAAGCACGAGGCACUGAGCAAUGAAUGGUUGGAAACUGGGAACUGCCCAAUUGCCAAGUCAUACAGGGCGGUAAGUCAUGUCCUGCCACUUGUGGCGAAGGCUCUUCAGCCCCCUUCUGGUAUGAAAUAUAAGUGCCCCCAAGCGAUCGUUGCAGCUAGAGCAGCCAUAGCACGAACUGCCUUUGCAAAGAAUCUCCGACCACAACCCCUCCCGGCAAAGAUUCUUGCGAUUGGAGGAUUGGGUAUGGCAGCAAAUAUCCCUUUAGGAAUAUGGAGAGAACACACAAAGAAAUUCUCACCUUCAUGGUUUGCAGCUGUCCACGCAGCUAUUCCAUUCAUAGGCAUGCUGAGGAAGUCUGUGUUGAUGCCUAAGACAGCUAUGGCAUUCACCAUUGCAGCAUCCAUUUUGGGACAAGUCAUUGGCUCCAGAGCAGAGCGCAUCCGGCUGAAAUCAGUUGCUGCAAGAAGAUUGGCUCUCACUAAAACUUCUACUAACGGGUCCAGUCAAUUACAAGUUACCGGACUUAAUGGUGGACGUUGCAGUGAGAUUGUUGAGUGGAGCACAGUUCCUAUACAGGUUGCCGUGCCAUCUUCAUCAGCUGAUGUUUUUUGCUGAUAAUUUUUUGUGCAAUUGAUCUUGUACUACUUUGUGUUCGGCAAAGUACACACUUGUAUGUUUAUUUGUUUGUUUUUGUCGUUGUGUAUUCCUUUUAUUUUCCUUUGUACCUUGAAAUACCUGAGAUCAACAAUUGUCGGAAUAAAAAUUGGAAGGAUGAGAAUAUUAUUUUAAA
This is a messenger RNA of Cornus florida, 1444 nucleotides long. RefSeq lists its product as uncharacterized. The transcript is spliced from 5 exons. Gene Ontology annotation, cellular component: chloroplast. The record is from RefSeq and is a predicted model, not a curated record. NCBI's taxonomy places the organism in Eukaryota, Viridiplantae, Streptophyta, Magnoliopsida, Cornales, Cornaceae. Bases 214 to 1269 code for a protein of 351 amino acids.